CAGCAUACGUCCUCUCGAUUAGGCUUCUUAUCUUCAGCAAGCUAUAUCACAUGCAGGUUGCUGGCAACAGAAUGGCCGGGAAGGCAAAUGACAGCUCCAUCAAAUGGCAGCUGUGCUAUGACAUGUCAGCCAAGACGUGGUGGAUGGAUGAAUUCCAUCCAUUCAUCGAGGCACUUCUUCCGCACGUCCGUGCGUUUGCCUACACAUGGUUCAACCUGCAAGCUCGGAAACGAAAGUACUUCAAGAAGCACGAGAAGCGGAUGACAAAGGAUGAGGAGAGAGCGGUGAAGGACGAGUUGUUGAGCGAGAAAGCGGAGGUGAAGCAAAAGUGGGCCUCGAGGCUACUGGCCAAACUGCGCAAGGACAUCCGUCCAGAGUACCGUGAGGAUUUUGUGCUGACCAUCACUGGGAAGAAGGCUCCCUGCUGUGUUCUCUCAAAUCCGGACCAGAAAGGCAAAAUAAGACGCAUAGAUUGUUUACGGCAAGCGGAUAAAGUUUGGAGGUUGGAUCUGGUGAUGGUGAUCCUGUUUAAAGGGAUCCCUUUGGAAAGUACUGAUGGAGAGCGUCUGGUGAAGUCCCAACCGUGUAGUCACCCCAUGCUGUGCGUUCAGCCCCAUCACAUAAGUGUUUCAGUUAAGGAACUUGAUUUAUACUUGGCAUACUUUGUGCAAGAAAGAGAAUCAGAGCAAAGUGGCAGCCCAAGGACAGGUAUCGGCUCUGAAUCUGAUGACACCAAGCCAGGAACUAUUGAACAUACCGAGUUUCAAGAAAGUUUUGUGACUUCAGGUGUCUUCAAUGUAACGGAGCUGGUGCAAGUAUCGAGAACCCCCAUUGUGACGGGGACAGGGCCGAAUUUCUCUCUUGGAGAGUUACAAGGGCACUUGGCCUACGAUCUGAAUCCACCAAGUGCAGGCAUGAGGAGAACUCUGCCAAGCAGCUCUUCGAGCGGGAGUAAGAGACACAAGUCAGGCUCAAUGGAAGAUGAUAUUGACACUAGCCCAGGGGGGGAGUUUUACCCGUCUCCCAGCUCACCAGCCGGAAGCAGUCGGAACUGGCAAGAGGAGAUGGAAGGAGGGAUCUCCCCUACAGUGAAGAAAAGCGAGAUGGACAAAUCUCCGUUUAACAGCCCCUCUCCACAGGACUCGUCUUCACGACUGGGUAGCUUCACACAGCAUCACCGCCCCGUGAUCGCCGUGCACAGUGGUCUCGCAUCAAGAAGCCCGCACGCCUCUUCAUCGUUGCAUUUUCCAACAACUUCCAUCCUUCCCCAGAGUGCUUCCGGCUACUUCCCCCACACAACGAUCCGGUUCCCACCUCAUCUCAAUCCACAGGAUCCUCUCAAGGACCUGGUCUCCCUUGCCUGCGAUUCAUCCAGUCAACAGCCUGGCCCGACUGGGAGGGAGGGCGAGAGAUCCACGGACUUCUCCAUGACUUCAGUGACAAUCCCACUCCGCGCUCAGAUGAGGGGACGUGUGCUUCCUGCCGAACGAGACACCCUAUGUCAGUUGUUCUACUCCCCAGGACCUGGGGAGUGUUAUCCUCAUGUGAAGCUAAAUGGCAGCGGUCAAGUGGUGAGCAAAGUCCCGAGCCACUACAUUUCCACAUCGAUGUUGGCUCCCCCGCCCCCCCCAACCAUGGCCAGAUCGGUAACUUUGGCGAUGCCACCUGACACCAAACCAACCAUCACAACCACAGAGGGUGGAGCCAGCUCUCCAACAUCACCCACGUACACAACACCUGGCACACCCCCAGCUAACCGAUCCUUUGUGGGAAUAGGACCAAGAGAUCCUGGUAGCCUUUAUCAGCCACAGUCCUGGUAUCUGGGAUAGUUGAAGUCCACCUUCCAAGUAUUACAGAAGCUGUGUGAUCAGGUUUCAAGAAACAUGGUUGAGCGCCGAUUUCAAGUUUAAAACGGAGAGGAACAAGGGAGAAGGUUAUUCAUCCGCUCGCCUUGAAAAGAAAAUGUAAAGUCAGAAACACUAUCUAUCAUCCUACCAACAUGUUCCGAAGAUGGGUGCAAUUCACUUCUUCCAUUGGCUGAUGCUUAGCCUGAGGUUCCCUGUCUGUUUUAUGCAAAUAAGCCUUUAUAUUUCUUUAAAAAAUAAUAAUAAUUACAGAACAAAGUUUACUAAAUCUGCUAUUGACAGGGUGGGAAAAUUAAUCUUCAUCAGCUAAACAUAAGUCAAAAUUGCAUUAUGGUUAUCCUGUUGAUUUUUCCUUUUUAAAGAACAAGAGUUUUGCAGGCAUGAUCCUCUGCAAAUGUGCGUUAAGCAUCUAAAAAGCCUCGUGAACUCGACUUCAAGUGCCGAAAUGCACAGAGCGUUGUGUGCCUGUGCGUGGAAGUACUGGUGGUCUGGUGUAAAAAAAAUUAUCACAGUUUAAGGACAAUUCUUCCACUUUUUCAAAGCAAAAACAAUCUUGAUUUUAAUUGUGAAUUUUUGUUUUUAAACUAACUUGACGGUAAACUUUUAUUCAUCAUAUUUUUUUUAAAAUGUGCACUAAUGAAGCCUACACAUUGGAUACCAUCACUUCAGUACGGCUAAUUCAUUAGCUUAAUAGCAAGUUACAUUCUAUGCUUCUGUUCAAAAAAAAUCUGGCCACACUAAUCAGAAUUAUUUUUCUAAUACACAAGCAAAUGUGUUUAAUACUUUGGUGUAAAAUCAUUCCUUUAAAUAGUUCAGUUGUCGACACAUGUUAAAAAGCCUUCAAGCCCAAAUUGGAGAUGUGGUCACCUAGUCGCAAUCUACCAAAUAGGAACAUCACAGAACAAUUUCACUUUGACUGCAGUUUAUAAGCUAAGGAAGAAAUUAAAUAUAUGCAGUGUUAAGAAUCUCACAACGGCGUGAAUGAUUUAACCAACCUGAAACUUUAAACACAUUUUUACGAUUAUUUAACUGUAGUAAACCAAAACGCAAAUCAGUCAGAUAAAUGCUUACAGUUUUCAAUUCCAAUUUUCCCAUCCGAAGUAUCAUUUACUUUUUAUUUUGCAUGCAGCUAAUAGUACAGAUAUAGACACUCAGCUGUCAGCGCAGUAGAUUUACUGGUUUUAGUUAUUAUCGCUUAUCUUCAAUAGUGCAUGACAUAGUCCAUAACUAGGUUUUGGUGAUAGUUCUGGGAGACUUUGGUGGUUGCAUAGAGGGUGUGGAGGAAUUCCUCAGAAGCUGUGUCAGUCCAAAGCCUCACAGUCCCAAGCAUAGAUUACCUCACCUUCCCAGUUAGAGAUACCUUUUAUUUCAAUGGCUUCAUACAAUGGCUGCAAACUCGAGAGUAUCAUUAGUGGGUUAUCUUUUGCCUAGUAAAAUGUUUUUCGAGAAUCGAUAUAUUUGGGGAUUUUCUUUUUAGUUGUAAUUCUAAAGUUAUUCCUAAAUACUUUAAAGCUAUUAUGCAGGAGAACUGGACCAGAUCCCAACAAUGUCUAAGGUAGCUUCAAAAUCAUGUCUUGGAUACUUAACAUUCAAUCGGUAAUCAUGUUUAAAUUGGGGUGGGGGUGGGGUGGGGGAGGAGGGAAUGAAGAAGAGAUUGCUGCAUUUUAAAACAACAGGUUAAUUGCCUGUUUGAACAGAGAAAGAAUAAUCUUUUGUAAAGAUUUAAGAGGCAAGUGCAAUUGAAAGUAAAUAAAUUUCUAACUUAGCAAUUAUUAUUAUCAUGUCCUUGUAGCUCAGGACUGUAAAACGGGACAAACUGUUGUCGCCAGGCGACUGUGGCACAAAAGUGCACCGAAAAGGCCAUUCCCCCCACCCUACAUCCGAUCCUAGCCCCCAGUCCCCACCCAGACUACAACUCCAAAGCACCUCCCUAAAACAGCUCGAACCCCCACCCAAAGUCCCGACACCCAAUCGAACAACAAAUCCUGACACCCACCCGAACAACAAUUCAAACCCCCACACAAACUCCCAUUCCCCACACAAACUCCCUGCACCAUCCCGACCAUCAACCCCCCCAGCCAAACUCCCAACACCCAAACCAAACUCCAUCCACCAAUCCAAACCUCCAACCCCCAACAAAAUCACUAACCCCCACCCUAAAUCUCCCAACCCCCCCCCCCCCCCCCCCACCCAAAUAACACCUCCUGACCCCCACUCAACACUCACCUAAACAGCAACCAACACCCAUCCAAACAAGAUCUCCCGGCCCCCACCUAUGCACCAACACCCUCCCUCUCCCUCCCCCUACACUUCAGAGGUGAACACAAAUGCCUUAGUAUGUUACGUGUUAUUUUACUUUUUUUUAAAUCAGGGGGGGUAGACAGCUACUCUCAUGAGAAAGAAAAGACAACACUUGUGCACACGACAUCAUCCAUUUAAACUGACACAUAUCAAAAGCAAUAUUUGGCAUAACUUUUCAUUUUUUUGUUUGCAAACGGAAAGCUUUUGACAAAAGCAGCCUGCACCUGAAAACAUUUCUCUCCAUGUGCGCUUAUUUUACAAGCUUGGGUACAGUCUUGCCUGAGCUCAAAAUACUGGCAUCCAAAGACCUCACGAGUGUAAGCAGAAAUAGUGAGGCAAACUCUAUAGACGUAUUUAUAUUAACAUGUUUUUUUUUUCAUCAAAGGUGCUGAGUGAUGCAUGGUGCUUUGGUAGUAAACUUUGUGAACCAGCUAAAUGAAAAUCAGUCAGCUACACACUGACUUCUGAUGUGCAUGGCAACUUGUGCUGGCUUCACUCUUUUCUCCUGACAAGAUCCUUUCCUGAUUUGCACAGAAAUUUUAUACCACAUUAUGUGCCUUGCCUUUGAGAAAAAAACGUUUUUAAAAAAAACACAAAAAAAAUAAAUUUCCUUGGUAUCACUGCACAGAUCUUUGGCAUGCAUGUUUGGCUGCUGUCAUUAAGAAAAGUACCAUUGGUAAAAUUGUAAAGGUUUAUGAUUUUUGGCUUCAUAGGACAUUGUAACAGCACUAAUUAUCAGUAUUCCAGUGAUUCUAUGGAUUUUCACAAAGAAUAUAUUCAUCUUGCAGUCAUGUAGGAACAUUGCUUUCAGACGUUAUUUGUCACUAAUAUUUUAAUGAAAAGUGUUUAAUUUUUGUUUCUCCCUAUUUGUGUCUUCCAGCUCCUAUUGUUUAAAAUCUUUGGAAAAUAUGCAAUACCAGUCUCGUCUUAGAUGUAGCUUAGCUCGUCUUAGCUUGUUUUAAUCACUUUGAGUUAGCACACACAAUAACUACAGCGCCAUGCCUUUCUAGUUUGUUUUUUAAAUAUUGAUUUUGUUUUAAUUGACCAAAGUUGGUGCAGCUCUCUAUACAGAUUUAAUAGAGAGGUCCUUUUCCUAAAAUGAGCAAUGCUUGAUCUAUGAUUAGGGAGGCUGGACAUGAGGAGGGGGAAAUACAUAUUUUACUGUACAACUGUGAAGCACUAUGUUGGUAGCAAAUUAACAAAACAAAUAUUAUUUCCUUUAUUUUCCUGUGUGGUUCAAAUGUUCGACUCAAAAAAAAUCAUGAUCAACUUAAUUAGAGUCAACUGUGUCCCACUAAAGUUGAUCGGGCAAUUGUUCAACUAAGGUUCUAAAACCCAAUAUUUUGGUCCCAUAGUGUGGGUCAACACUUUGAUACUGGUUGGAUCUAAAAUCAAUCCUAUGCAUCGCUACGGAAAGAUUAGAUUUUAAAAGUGCUUCAAUCUCCUAUUAUUUUCUGUGAGGAUAAGAUUCCUCAAUGCUACAUUUUCUAGAAAACAAAUGCGCGAUUUACAUCAAUUGUUAGCAGUUUGCUUCUGAAUCUGGUCUGAGCAGAAAAUGGGUAGAUGGACCCACUCUUCCAGCAGACCCAAGUGCUUCACAGCUGCAACUGUAAACUAUCCUGAGCUUCAAGGGGAAAGAAAGUUCCACGUCAGAAUCUGAAAACCACGAAUUAAGGUUGUACAUAAAACAUAACUCAUAAACAAAACACAAAACACAAGCAAUAGCGGUGGGGUGUCAAUUUGCUAGAGAAGUGUUCAAUGUAAAAACCCAUCUGCACGAGGUGAAAUGAUAAGUGAUAACCAAGUCACAUAUAACUCUGCUUUAAGAUCCUACUAAUGUCUCCGAGCUUUCUUAAUUUGAAUUUGAUUUGACACUUGUAAUGCUAACUGGGAUGCUGAACUCAGAUGACAUGAAUCAGGCCAAUGCCAAAACGUUUGAUCCUUGUUGCAUCUGGUCUUUGACAUUAGCUGCCUUCCUUGCAGACUGUGUAAUUUGUAAGCUGUAUAGUUUUAUUAAGUAUGUUUUACUUAUUCUACCCUAUUUUAUAAGGCAAAGACUUUUGUAAUGAGAAAAGUACAAAAAAAAUGUUUCAUUACACUGGCUUAUUAAGAAUGUUCAGCAUUAUAUACCAUUUGUAGAGUAUUCUUCCUCCAUGGGAACUGGAUUUGAGUUAAACUCUCCGGUUACCCUUAUUGUAUUUAAAUGCAGUAAUUGUCCUCAUUUUUAUGGUUUUGCAUAUUCCUAUACUUUAAAAGUAUAGGCUUCUGAUGUAAAAGAGCCAUUGUAAAUGGAAAAAAAAUGCUUUAUUUUAUGAAGAGUAAUUAUGUCAAACUUGUAAGAAACACUUGGAAUUUUGAGAAGGAGUGUCGUCAUUGUAGUCUUUUUGACUGUUUUAAAAGAAAAAAAAAAGUCUGUAGACUUUCAAGUGCUAAACUGGUGGUAGCAGGACAGAUUAUGUGUGCUCUUUGUAGGGCAAGGGAGCCCGACAAAUUGUUGUAUGCAAUGUACAGUAUUGUUUGUACAAAGAACGAUGCAAUGCUGGUAGCUAGUUUAUUUUUAAGGCAGGACAGAAAACAUGUUUACGUGUAUUUAAACCUUUGGCAAUGGCUGGCAGCAUGCUCCGUCCUAUCCUUGUACUAGAGAAUUUUCCUUCAUCCAUCAGUCUCAAGCAAGAUAGAACGCUGCCACAGGCAAUCGUAUGACUUUCUAUUAUUACUUAAGGGGUUCUGAGUUGGUCGAUGACUUUUGUUGGGGUUUAUAAGGGUGGACCCUGUCACCAGUGGAGGUUGUGCAAGAUCAGGUCUCGGUGCUGCUCAGACUAAAGGUGACCUUUGUCCCUGUUACUGUGUUCCUUUCUAAUCAAUUCCAACCCAUCUAUGUUCAAUAAUUCCCUCCGGAUUUAUAUGGCCACCAUGUUGGAGUUCAGUCUUCUGUCCACACUCCACUCAGUUUUCCUAUGGACUGAGAGCUUGCUUACUGACCCAAGAAUUAGUCUGCCCUCUAAAAGAUAUCACCUGAUGCACCCCAUCUCCAAGUCACAGUUACAUUG
Messenger RNA from Amblyraja radiata (thorny skate), 7216 nucleotides. It is a transcript of the gene nfic, whose product is annotated as nuclear factor I/C. Gene Ontology annotation, biological process: regulation of transcription by RNA polymerase II. The transcript is spliced from 12 exons. Gene Ontology annotation, cellular component: nucleus. Gene Ontology annotation, molecular function: RNA polymerase II cis-regulatory region sequence-specific DNA binding; DNA-binding transcription factor activity, RNA polymerase II-specific. Lineage: Eukaryota; Metazoa; Chordata; Chondrichthyes; Rajiformes; Rajidae. The coding region runs from base 51 to 1829 and encodes 592 amino acids. The record is from RefSeq and is a predicted model, not a curated record.